Messenger RNA from Cooperia oncophora, 621 nucleotides. Lineage: Eukaryota; Metazoa; Nematoda; Chromadorea; Rhabditida; Trichostrongylidae. The record is from the annotation of a GenBank genome assembly.
AUGCUGAAACGAGCUUUCAGCACUCACGAUCCGUCCCUUCUCUCUACGACGGCACGCUGGUCUCCCACCGAAGUUGCCGUCAUGGCAAACACAGAGUCAACACAUGAGCGUAGACGCCGACGGAGUCGAACUCGAUGUUCCGAGUCCGAGUUCACCGAGACCACUGAUCGAUGGGAUAGAGCUGAGAAGGGCAGACGAAGCAAAAGAUCUCACAGUGAUCACCACCAUCGUGACAGAGACGAUCGACGGCGGCGGAAAGAGCGAAAUGGAGACGAUCACCGUAGACGUCGCCAUGAACGGGACGACUACGAGAAGAACGGAAGAGACACCGUUGCUGAACGAACUAGCGAGAGGCGACCUCGAGAACGGCGGCACGAGUACAGAAAUGGCGAGACUUCUAGAGCAGAAAGGCCUGAGAAGGAAACCUCUUUUGAUACUGUGCCUACCGACACUACCUAUCCACUCGCUGGUGGUAUCUCCAUCCCGCAACACAUCGUGAUUCCACCAUCGAUGGGCGAACGUGGUCCAGAUGGCAAUCCUCUUCCGCAGAAGUUUCAAAUUAACUUCCGAAAUCACCAUCAACUACGAUGGACUGAACCAAGCACCUCAGUCCGAUAUUAA